CAGCAGCGCGGACGAGGAGGCUCCCGACGGUUACAGAGAAAGAGCACCAGGGCAGCGUUCAGCAACGCCUCCCCAUGAUUUCUGACAGCUCUCCUCAUCCUCCAGCUCUCUCUCUCCCUCUCUCCAUCUCUCACAUACUCGACUCGUCUGCUAUAAAACUCCACUUGUUCGCUGGAGGGGGGUUAGAAUUCCUCUCUCACGCUGGCAAAACAAUGAGGACAACAAACAGAGACGAGAAGUGAUUUCUCCCUUCCACUGACUGAACUGCUACCUUUCCCUUCCUUUCUUUGGACUGAGAAAUGAUAACGGAGUUGGUGUGCAGUGCUGUGGCUCUGGUCCUCUACGUGAACACCCUGGACGCGGAUUUCUGCUACGAUGACAGCCGAGCUAUCAAAACCAACCCAGACCUCCUGCCUGAGACACCUUGGACCAACAUCCUGUAUGAUGACUUCUGGGGCACCCUUCUGACCCACAGCGGCAGUCACAAGUCCUUCCGGCCUCUCUGCACCCUCUCUUUCCGUCUGAACUACGUUCUGGGCGGCUUGGACCCCUGGGGCUACCACCUGGUCAACAUGGUCCUGCACUGCUGUGUCACAGCGCUGUUCACUGCAUUCUGUCACCCCCUGCUGGGUGGAGGCUGCUGGAGCUUAUUAGCUGGGCUACUUUUUGCCUCGCACCCAAUACACACAGAGGCAGUGGCGGGGCUGGUGGGCCGUGCAGACGUGGGAGCAGCUCUAUGCUUUAUGCUGUCUCUUCUAUGCUAUGCCCGCCACUGCAGGCUCCGGUCUGGGCGUUCUCACCUGCUCAGGUGGAGGGCGCGUACAUGGCUGGCUGCAAGCUUGGUGAUGGCAGCAGUUGCCAUGUUGUGGAAGGAGCAGGGAGUGACUGUUCUGGCCGUGUCGGCUAUAUACGACAUUUGUGUGGUUCACCGCUUGCACUUACGGCAGGUCAUACUGGUGAUUUUUAAGAGGAGGAACGUAAGCCUACUGGUAAGCCUGGCUUGGCUGGCUGGCUGGGGAGUAGUGCUGCUGGCUGCUAGGCUGUACUGGAUGGGCAACAGGCCUCCAAACUUCUCCAACUCUGACAACCCAGCGGCUGAUUCACCUCAUCUCCUCACCAGAACACUCACCUUCCUGUACCUGCCAGCUGCCAAUGCCUGGCUCCUCCUCUGUCCUCACACCCUCAGUUUUGACUGGUCUAUGGAUGCCAUACCCCUCCUCAGAACUAUUGCUGACUGGAGGAACUUCUACUCAGUUGCAUUUUACUCAGGAUUUGUGCUCCUUGCUUGGUCUGGCUUGAGAAACAAAGAUUCCACCGUGUUCCACAAGACCAAUGGAAAAUCCCAUGUCACCAAUGGAAAGUCCAUGAUAAACGGCCUCCAUCACAUUGACGGGGAUCAACACCACAACAACAAUCACCACCACAAUGGCUUAACUAUGUUAGAAUUUCCUAAGAACACACAGAAUGGGUGUGCCAAACCCCUUCCCUCUGCCACUCGUGCCUCACUGCCAUCCAAAGAGAACAUGGUAGUCUUUUCCCUUAGUCUGCUGGCUUUGCCUUUCCUCCCUGCAACCAACUUGUUCUUCUAUGUGGGCUUUGUGGUGGCUGAAAGGGUGCUGUACAUCCCCAGCAUGGGCUUCUGUCUUCUGGUGACGCUGGGGCUGAGGUCUUUGUAUGUUUCUAUGAGGCGAAAGAGCUCCAGAGUGCUGCUGCUGAGCUGUGCUGCUGGUGUGGUCCUGCUCUAUAGCCUUAAAACAGUCUACAGGAACCAGGACUGGCGGAGUGAGGAAAUGCUCUACAAAUCUGGCAUCACAGUUAAUCCUGCUAAAGCCUGGGGUAACCUUGGCAAUGUCUUGAAGAACCAGGGCAAGAUGGCAGAGGCAGAGGAAGCAUACAGAAACGCGCUAUACUACCGCAGCAACAUGGCUGACAUGCUUUACAACCUGGGUCUGCUGCUGCAGGAGAGUGAACGCUUCUCUGAAGCUCUUCAUUACUACAAAUUGGCCAUUGGGAGCAGGCCGACCCUGGCUUCUGCAUAUUUGAACACUGGUAUUAUCCUGGUGUCUCAAGGAAAUGUGGAUGAAGCCAAACGCACCUUUCAGACCUGUGCAGGCAUCCCAGAUGAGAACCUGAAGGACCCCCAUGCUCACAAAAGCUCAGUCACCAGCUGCCUGUACAAUCUGGGCAAGCUGCUGCACGAACAGGGCCAGCAGGAGGAGGCACUGUCUGUGUACAAAGAAGCUGUGAGGAUGAUGCCUCGCCAGUUUGCACCUCAGAGCCUUUAUAACAUGAUUGGUGAGGCUUAUAUGAGGCUGAAUAAUCUAGAAGAGGCGGGGCAUUGGUACAGAGAAUCACUGAAGGCCAAGCUGGACCACGUCCCUGCCCACCUAACCUAUGGGAAGCUGCUGUCUGUCAUGGGUCAGACAGCAGAGGCAGAGCACUAUUUCCUGAAGGCCAUAGAGCUGGAACCCACCAAGGGAAACUGUUACAUGCACUACGGUCAGUUUCUGCUGGACCAGUCUCGAGUAACAGAAGCUGCUGUAAUGGCAGAGAAAGCUGCUGAACUGGACAGCUCAGAGUUUGACGUAGUUUUCAGCGCAGCUCAUAUGCUCAGGCAAGCCAGUCUGAAUGAGGCAGCUGAAAGAUAUUAUGGAAAAGCAGCAGAUCUAAGACCAGAUUAUGCUGCUGCUCUGAUGAACCUCGGGGCCAUCCUCCACCUCAAUGGGAAACUUCAGGAAGCCGAGGUCAACUACCUCCGUGCCCUACAGCUCAAACCAGAUGACCUGAUCACACAGUCCAACCUGCGCAAACUCUGGAACGUCAUGCAUAAACAGAGUGUGAGGGGCUCGGGGUCAUGACCCUGCUUUAGAUACUGACCCCUACAGAUGGAGGCAGUUGUCAGUAAGAGUUUGAGGCUUGUGCUCCUCUGGUGUGGACAGGUUGGUGAUGUGGGAGCAGAAUCAGCACAACAGGCAGAAGCAGCUUGCAUGGAUCUGUGAGUCUGACAGAUUGAGAAUUGUGGUUGUGAUUACUGAGUGUGAACUGAUCCACUGUGGUUGGAGGACGUCCACCUCACACCCUGAUGACCGAGAGAGGACCAGUGGAAGAGUACUUAAAAACGGCAGUACUUCACUUCUAGAACCGUCUGCUGUGAAUGACACACAGCUGAAGGAAAGGAGUUUCUGUAUUUUGUGAGUCAUUCUGAAGGCCAGAGUUGUGAUUAUCAUAAUUGGUCAUUUCUGCUGUUCACUUACAACACACUCAAGUGUGAACUAACAGGAGAAAUUUUGAAUAUUAUUUUCAGUAAAAUUAAAAAACCUAGAAAGAUUGUACCAAGAAUUGAAUGCCAUGAAUGAGAAAUGAUCAUAUACUGUAUGUCGUUAUUGUUUUUGUAUGUAAACUGUUAAUUUAUUGGGGGCCUUUUUCACUCCCACAUUAAUUAGUUCAGCAACAAAUGAACAAAUGAACUGUUCCUCCUCAGAAAUGUCAGAUCAUAAACAGCUCUCUGUUUGAAGAUGCCCGUGAGUGAUAGAUCCUAGUUCUAGAUUCACUGAAGUUUAUUUGAGCGAUGGUC
Messenger RNA from Colossoma macropomum (tambaqui), 3574 nucleotides. RefSeq names its product transmembrane O-mannosyltransferase targeting cadherins 2a (gene tmtc2a). The transcript is spliced from 12 exons. Lineage: Eukaryota; Metazoa; Chordata; Actinopteri; Characiformes; Serrasalmidae. Gene Ontology annotation, molecular function: mannosyltransferase activity; protein binding. The record is from RefSeq and is a predicted model, not a curated record. Gene Ontology annotation, biological process: protein O-linked glycosylation via mannose. Bases 300 to 2858 code for a protein of 852 amino acids. Gene Ontology annotation, cellular component: endoplasmic reticulum membrane.